Triticum aestivum (bread wheat) is the source of this 828-nucleotide messenger RNA. Its product is annotated as cytochrome b-c1 complex subunit Rieske, mitochondrial-like. The record is from RefSeq and is a predicted model, not a curated record. The coding region runs from base 1 to 819 and encodes 272 amino acids. Gene Ontology annotation, cellular component: membrane. Gene Ontology annotation, molecular function: quinol-cytochrome-c reductase activity; 2 iron, 2 sulfur cluster binding. The transcript has a single exon. Lineage: Eukaryota; Viridiplantae; Streptophyta; Magnoliopsida; Poales; Poaceae.
AUGCUGAAGGUUGCGGGGAGGAGGCUCUCGUCUUCCCUCUCCUGGCGCCCUGCGGCAACCGGCGGAGCCAGGGGCCCGCUCGCCGGCGCCGGCAGACCUAGGAGAGACGACGGCGAUGGUUCGACCUACCAGCGGCGGUUCGCCAUCGAGUCCCCCUUCUUCACCGCCGCGAGAGGCUUUUAUUCGGCUGAAACACUUUUUCCACGAAACCAAGAUGCUAGGUUGGUUGAACUCCCAGCCACUGUUGCUGCACUGAAGAACCCCAACUCAAAUAUCCUUUAUGACCGGUACAACCAUGAAAGAUAUCCUCUUGGAGAUCCCAGCAAGCAUGCCUUUGCCUACUUUGUUCUGAGUGGUGGGAGAUUCGUAUAUGCGUCACUGCUGGGUCUCCUUGUCUUGAAGUUUGUCAGAAUGUCAGCAAGUAAGGAUGUGCUUGCACUUGCUUCCCUUGAGGUUGAUCUAUCCAGCAUUGAACCCGGCAGCACAGUGACUGUCAAGUGGCAUGGAAAGCCAGCCUUCAUCAGGCGACGGAGAGACGAUGACAUCAAGCUGGCCAACAUCGUGGAUGUUGCAUCCCUGCGCCACCCAGAGCAAGACGCUGAGCGUGUGAAGAACCCAGAGUGGCUGGUGGUUAUUGGUGUCUGCACUCAUCUUGGUUGCAUUCCCCUUCCCAACUCUGGAGACUUUGGUGGCUGGUUCAACCUGUGCCAUGGCUCCCACUAUGACAUCUCUGGCAGAAUCCUCAAGGGCCCUGCCUCGUACAACCUUGAGGUGCCCACCUACAGUUUCUUGGAAGAUAACAAGAUGGUCAUAGGCUAAGAGCCUAAA